This is a messenger RNA of Mauremys reevesii (Reeves's turtle), 3927 nucleotides long. RefSeq names its product zinc finger protein 883-like. The transcript has 5 exons. Bases 1369 to 3075 code for a protein of 568 amino acids. The record is from RefSeq and is a predicted model, not a curated record. Gene Ontology annotation, molecular function: RNA polymerase II cis-regulatory region sequence-specific DNA binding; DNA-binding transcription factor activity, RNA polymerase II-specific. NCBI's taxonomy places the organism in Eukaryota, Metazoa, Chordata, Testudines, Geoemydidae. Gene Ontology annotation, biological process: regulation of transcription by RNA polymerase II.
GCGGGGAGAGCCGUUUCCUACCGCCCCUCUGUGUCCAGCCGGAGGAGGGGACCCAUCUCUGCUCCCGGGCGGGGGUCUGCGAGUCCCAGCGCUGCUGCCCCCCCUGAGCGCCUGCAGGAGCCAAGCCAGCUCCGGGAGAGCGACCGGCCCGGGCCCGGGUCAGGGACCGAGUCUCCCAGCCCGAGGGGAGAGGGGGCAGGAGGGAGACAGUGGGAGAGACUGGAUGGGGCAGCAGGAGCAAUAAGGGGGUGUAUACAAAUCUCUGGUCAGAUCCUUCUCCCCACCCCCCAGGCAGAGGGGGGAAGUGAACCUGUUUGACCCACAUCCCAGCUGAAUGCUAACUACUGGGCUCUGAGUCAUACUGUGGGCACCUUCUCCUCUGGGUUUGGAACGGGCCCUUGCUGAGGCAUGCUCUGAGCGCACCUAGCAGAUCAGGCCUUGCAGGGACGUUAGGAAUUCACCUGCCUGGCUUAGCCUGGUUCAGGGAUUGUGCUGGGGCUCAGAAAGGAGAUAGUGUCUGGAUGCCUAGAGGGAGGAAGUGGUGUACAUGACCAGAACAGGAAAUUAGGCAGCUGGAGAACUUUUACAGCAGUAAUUUAGAUGUGCAGUGAGAGAGGGGUUGUAUAAAAUGGCACCCGAAACUGGGAUGUAGUCAGACACCUAAAUGUAAGUCAGUUAGCUUAUCUGAAUGAUUACACAGGCCCAGGAGGAGGCUGCGAUCUUGUGAGUUUAGGAGAGAAUGCCUGGCUGGAUUAGCACACAGAAGAUGGGUGGACUGGAAGGGUUAAAGGUUUGUACUUUUGAGUUAAUGAAAUAAGCCCCACAAAGGAAGAAUGUUGGUCUGAGCAUUCUGGUCUGGGAGUAAUCCUUGCAAGAGAGCGAGAAAGAGCUGCAGGUCUGCAGGACCAAGCAUGCUACCAGGGGGUGGCUCUUGGGUGGCACACCAUCACUCCAGUCAAGCAUGAGAAAGCCAGGAAAGGCCACAGUAUCCCCUUCUGACACCAACCUGGUCCCUCUAUCAAGCAGUAGCAGUUGUCCGAGGUCUUGCAGGUUGACUUUGCAGUGGGGGAGAAAUCAGUGAUUAUCCAUGAGGGUUUCCAGCCAGCUGGUUUUCAUCACACAUGGGUGACUCAAGGAACCCAGCUUGACACCUUGGGCAGCCGCAGUUCCCAUUGGCUCCAGCACCUCUUAAGAUCCAUAACCGUCUCACCGUGGGCACAUGACAUGUGAGAUACUCAAAAUCAGUGUACCUGGAAGUGCAGCAGCUUUUGGGGCUGAGCAGAGCAGCCAGGGUUGCCGAAGGUGACAUGCUGUGGCCAGUGAAAGUAAUAGGGAUUACUUAUUGACAACUCCAAUGUGAGCUCUCAGAUGGAACAAGGGGAAGAGCUGUGGGUCCCAGAUCUCCAGGGCUGUGAGGAACGGGAGAUUGCAGCAGGUGACGGGACAGUGAGUGAGAACAAGGAGGAGACCCCUCAGCAGGAAGGUCCCGAGCAAGUGGAACCACCUGGGAUGUUACUGGGAAGAGCUGAAAGGGAUGUUUCCCAGAGUCAUGAGCAGGGAGAAGCCUGUGAGAGUCAGUGCAGGCUGGAGAAGCAUCAGAAAAACCAGCCAGGGAAGGGAGAGAGAAAACCCACUUGCUGUGGGGAAAGACUCAAGAAACCAAAAGACAUCUCAGCCUGUCCGAGAGAAAGGAAAGGAGGUGAAAAUGGAGAUACACACACUGUGUCUGGGAAGAGCUGUAGACAGAGCUCAGAACUUAGUGUUCAGCAGACAAUCCACCCUGUAGAGAGGCCCUAUAAAUGCCCUGACUGUGAGAAAAGCUUUAGCCAGAAAUCAGCCCUUGUUAGACACCAAAGGCUGCACACAGGAGAGAAGCCCUACAAAUGCAGUGACUGUGGGAAGAGCUUCAGUGUGAGCUCACACCUGAUCACUCACCAGAGACUGCACACAGGAGAGAGACCCUACAAGUGCCUGGACUGUGGGAAAAGCUUCAGCGAGAGCUCAAACUUUAUUCACCAUCAGAGAAUCCACACAGGAGAGAGACCCCAUAAAUGCCCCGACUGCGGGAAACUCUUCAGUAACAACUCAGACCUCACGAGGCACCGCCGGACCCACACGGGAGAGAGGCCUUAUGAGUGCCCGGACUGCAGGAAGAGCUUCAGUGUGAGGUCCCAUUUAGCAAGACACAAGCGCGUGCAUGCAAAGGAGGAGGAGCUGGAAAGCUCCUCCCUUCUCUCACAUCAGAGAUUUCUGUCAAACGAGAAGCUCUACACAUGCCCUGACUGUGGGAGAAGGUUCAGGGACAGCAGAGGCCUCGUCACACAUCAGCGAAUCCACAUGGGGCAGAAAUGCUACCAGUGCUCUAACUGCGGGAAAAGCUUCGGGGUGAGCUCAGCUCUUUCUGAGCACCAGAGAAUCCACGCGGACGAGAAACCCACCAUCUAUCCAGAUUGUGGGAAAUGCUUUCUUCAGAGCUCAGAGCUGCUCCUCCAUCAGAUUAGCCAUGCAGGGGGAAAGCCAUACACAUGUGAGGAGUGUGGUAAAUGCUUCACUCAGAGAUCAAAUCUCCGGGCUCACCUCAAACACCACACAGCUGAGAAGCCCCAUAAAUGCACCCAGUGUGGGAAGAGCUUUGUCAAGCACUCCAUCCUGGCCAGGCACCAGAUCACCCACAUGGACCUGAAACCGUUUAAAUGCUCCGUGUGCAGCAAAAGCUUCACUCAACUCUCCAGCCUCACGAGGCAUGAGAGGGUCCAUGAGGCAGAGAUGCUCUCCAAGCCCCCUGACUGGAUGGCAGAAAUGAAACAUACGUUCAUCGAUUCCAGCGGGCGGGCGUGGAACUGGGCUCAAGAGUACCCGGCUGCCCAACUGUGGGGUGAGGAGGCAGCCAUAACCAGCCCCAAACUGAUCAGUGACCCUCGGCCUAUGCCUGGUCUGGCAAACCCCAGGCAGAGCAGGAGAGACCUCAGCCAGCCCCUUUUAAGUGCUGCUGAACUCGCUGCCGAGCUGCCGAGCUCUUCUGCCUCCUGCCAGGACGGUGCAGGGAGGGAGAAUGUCUCUAUCUCCCUGGACUGAAAGAUCCCCCGUCCCCUUAACUGCUUCCCCAGGCCACCAGCCUCAGGAGAAGCACUAGAGGAGGGCAUUACAGCUGGGAUUUCCCGAGAUACCCAGGGGGCAGGAUUGGGGGUGGUGGGAAGCAGAGUGGGGCAGCUGGCUGCUAGGGGUAUUAAGUGUCUGGAGACCGGGGGUUAAGGAAUCAUAGAAUAUCAGGGUUAGAAGGGACCUCAGGAAGUCAUCUAGUCCAACCCCCUGCUCAAAGCAGGAGGAGAAUGGGCAGGGUUAGGAUGCUCCAUUCCCCUCAGUUGGAGUCUCAACAUCUCUGAAAGCCAAUCCUGAUACUUUUAAUGACCGCCAUUAGUCACUUGUGUCAUCACUUCCUGGUAAAAUCUGCUGCUUUUUUUCAUCCUUUGAGUGUCUUCUCCGCCCUUCUUUCCAGGUGUCCCUCCCCUGCCUCUGUAUUUCUCCUCCUGUCUUCCCUCAGCAUGUCCUCUGCUGCAGCAGUUCACGCAGCCAUUACUCCCUUUCCUCUCAUCCCCUCUGCUACAAGGACAAGCAAUGAUACAGUCGGGCUGGCAUGUAUAGUGCCAUAGGGAUUCAGUAGAAACCCCACCGUGAGAGGAAAGGGGGCAGGGCUUUCUGCAGACACCACUGAACCAGACUCACCUUGCGUUUGAAAGGUUCCCUUCCCUAACAAAUGAAAGCUUAGAUUCUGCAGAAUCUGGACAUGCCAGAGGGCACACACAAAUACUUCCGGCAGCUGGAUGUUUGAUACUGCUCUCUUACAUACAAUGAUUAUGGUCUGUAUGGAAAUGCUUAAGGUGACAGAUAGAGGGAUGUGUAUGAAGAAAAUAGAAAAAAGACUCUCCC